AUGUCGGGCAAAGGAGAGCCUUCUGUAUCCAAGAAGGAAACGUCGGAACUUCGAUCCGAAGAUCGUGAAGCAAAACACCGUGCAAAACAAUCGGGUGCUUCCAAGGGUGAUUCGGGGGGAGGCAAGGAACGGUCCUCAAAGCGCCAUGGAAGCGACGAAAAGUCGACCAAGCGUCGCACAAAAAGCUCCGGUACAUCGACCAAGCGUCGCACAAAAGGCUCCGGUGCAUCGACCCCUGGAGCAACCUACGAAAGGUCUGAGCGAAUGCCUGGAUCCCCUCGAGAUUCCAAGAGGAAGGACAAGCGUCGAUCAGGAGAUAGGGCGACCAAACCAGGCGCAACAUCUGAACGAUCAUCUGGAUCAUCUAAAGAUGCUAAGAGGCACGAGCCACGAAGAAAUGGGAAUCGUCCAGGAGCAGCGGAAGUCGAUAUCAGCUCGGCGGAUACAAAAGCUGAUCGAAAAGCAAGGCGAGAAAACGAGACACGUCCUCGACCUUCAGAGUCUGUUUCGAAUGGGAAAUCUCAUGAAGAUAUUACUGAGACAUCAAUGUCAUCGUCUUUCCAUGCUGCAAAUGGGACUUUUACCCUGACUGCAUCGCGUGUUCCUGACGGCAGCGGUGAAGAAGCGAAUGCUGGAAUCAUCCAGGAACACUCUGGACAAACCAAUGGGACUACCAAGCCAAAGGAUCAAGCCAAACAGUCUUCAAAGAAGAAAUGGGUAUGCCUGGCAGCGUUCGUCGUCCUUGUUGGUGGUGGAGUUGGUGCUUACUUUGGAACAAGAUCAUCGUCUUCUCCCGGUGAUUCAUCUUCUUUUGGUGAUGCCGGCACCAUUCCUCUUUCCGCAGAAACCGAUUUGCCAUCUGGAUCCCCCACUGUGUUUGGCCCACCUUCUCCAGAAGACUGCCAAGCCAUCGCCGAACAGCAACCUAUUCCUGGACAAGCAAGUCUGCCAAAUCAAACCUACUAUGUCGAUCUCGACGUGGAUCCCAAGUCUACAUUCAACGUUGGUUCGGUUUUUGCAGGCUAUGUCCAGGAGGCGAUUCAGUCCGAAAUUGUUCCAGAACUUGUCGGGUGCAAAGCAUCUGCAAGAAAGCUGAUCAGAUCUCCAGGAAUGACAAGUUUAUAUCGCAACCUUGACGAUGAUUUGGAGUAUAUUAUUCGGAAUGCGGCUUCUGAUGCUGCUAUUGGUGGAGUUUGUAUUGAGGGCUCCGAUGCCUCUUGCCAACGAAUCAUUGUUACACUCGUUGUUACGCUGCGAGACGAAGGCGUCAGAAACCUGGAUGUGGUUACCAGAAUUGAUGACUCGUUCAAUGAUGAAAUUUCCCUGGUGGAUAAGCUUGGAUUGAGUACCGUUUCCACAGACAUCCGAUUUGUUGCUCUGAGGUCGGACGACAACGACAACGCUAUUAGUCCAUCCCCGGUACCUUCUGCGUCUACAACAAAAACGCCAACAACUGGGGCGCCCACUUUUUCUCCAUUCCCAACAAGUGCUCCAAGAUUCCCUCCUACAGCUUCACCACUGGUAGACCCAACUCCUCCGCCAACAGCAGAGGCAACACGUUCUCCAACGUUGGUACCAACUUUGGCCCCAGUAGUAGGUCCAACUCCGCCACCAGCACCAGAGCCAACUCCAGAACCUACUCGUUCUCCAACAUUGCUACCAACUUUGGCCCCAGUAGCAGGUCCAAGUCGCCCACCAACACCAGAGCCAACUCGGGAACCAACGCCCGAACCAACGCCCGAACCAACACCUGAACCAACUCCAAUCCCAUCAUCUGAACCAUCCCUAACCCCAACAUCUGAACCAACUCCAACCCCAACAGCUCCACCCUCAUCUUCGCCGACUCCAGGACCUACACCGCCUCCAACACCAAAUCCAACUGCCAUGCCAACACCACAGCCAACACCAGUACUUACACCCAAUCCUACGACUCCGCCUCCUACAUUGAUUCAAAAUGGAGGAGCUUGUAGCUUUGAUACCUCAUGUCAAAGUGGCCAUUGCGGUGGAGACUUUACAUGUAGCGAUAUGAAGGACAUUGGAGAGGUUUGCUUCGAAGACGACGACUGUGUGAGUGGCCGUUGUGCCACUGAAUUCCCUUUCCGAUGCCGUGAGAAGAUUCCGAAUGGCGAGCGAUGUGGCGAAAAUGACGAUUGUGUGAGCGGUAGAUGCAGCAUUUACUGGACUGGCUUUUAUUGUGACUAG
This is a messenger RNA of Cylindrotheca closterium, 2202 nucleotides long. The record is from the annotation of a GenBank genome assembly. Lineage: Eukaryota; Bacillariophyta; Bacillariophyceae; Bacillariales; Bacillariaceae.